UUCUGCUCUGCCACGUCGCUUCAUCGAAUUUCGAUCUGAAAGACCCGGGUAUCGGUGCUGUAGCAAUGAGAAAUCACCUAUUUGUAGUACUGAUCGUUCUAAUAUUUUCUACUUCUCUCAACCAUGGAGAGAAACUGAAGGCGAACGACCGAAGGGCGUCUGGGUUGAUGGCCUAUCCAAGGGUUGGCCGGUCCGAUCAGCCGGUCUCAAACGUUAAUUAUAAUCGGCAUCGUGAAAUGGAACCGGAUACGGAAAUGCAGUUUUACAACACACACGAUUCGGAUUUGGAUUCUGCCUCGGAAAAGGAUUACGAAGAUUCACGCAACGUCAUGUCGGUAUUCAACGGAAGAUCGAUGAAUCCGAAGCAUUCUGAUAAAAUUCCAAAAGACUCGUCAUGGUUGAUCACCAAGGAGUAUCGGCCCUGGCAGAAGAUCGACGACGGUAGAUCCCAUUUCUCCAACUCCUUACUUCUGGCUCGAGGGUUUAGGAACAGCCAGAUGAAUGGAUACACGCCGAGACUAGGACGUGAAAGCGACGCGGAUCGAACAUUCUGCAAAUGAUCUCGAAACGUGAACUUCGACCCCGGCCGGAAGUUGCACGAUCUAACUUAAUAAUCUAUCCUUAACUCGUGCCACUAAGUUUCGACAUUGUUUCAUCCCUUGCCUUACUCAAACUUUACCAUAACUUAAGAUAAAAAGAAAAGUGAAACCAUAUUUGAAGAAUGAACUGUUGAAUAUUCAUGACAAUAAAGCUUUGAAAUUCAAUUUUGAAUAAUGAAGUGUGUUAGCAUUAAUAUAAUACAAACAUCCUACUAUUAAUUUAGUAUAAUAUACUUUGCUACAUUUCCUGUAUGAAGUACUAAUUAAUUUAGAAGUUUGAUAUUUUGCGAAGCUUAGAUCACAGAAACUUUCCAAAUUUAACCCUUAUCGAUCCAAAGUGUCUACGUAAACUUCUAUUCGUAAAAUUAUCUAAAGGGCAAGGGAUGAAAUAUACGUAUGGAAAGCUUCAGGUCGAACGGUGAAUCGAUUCCAUAGCCAAAAACGUGCUCGAGUACCAUUUAUCUGUAUUUAUUUCGAUCAUUGUGAAGUUAUUGGCAUGUAGAUCGUUCAAAGAGUAUUCGCUGACAGACGAAAGAAGGUAAUAAAGCUGGUGAAAUUA
Messenger RNA from Osmia bicornis bicornis, 1158 nucleotides. Its product is annotated as CAPA peptides-like. The coding region runs from base 66 to 560 and encodes 164 amino acids. The transcript has 4 exons. NCBI's taxonomy places the organism in Eukaryota, Metazoa, Arthropoda, Insecta, Hymenoptera, Megachilidae. The record is from RefSeq and is a predicted model, not a curated record.